Messenger RNA from Pichia kudriavzevii, 2202 nucleotides. RefSeq lists its product as uncharacterized. Gene Ontology annotation, molecular function: ferric-chelate reductase activity. Gene Ontology annotation, biological process: intracellular iron ion homeostasis; iron ion transport; copper ion import. The coding region runs from base 1 to 2202 and encodes 733 amino acids. Gene Ontology annotation, cellular component: plasma membrane. The record is from RefSeq and is a predicted model, not a curated record. The transcript has a single exon. Lineage: Eukaryota; Fungi; Ascomycota; Pichiomycetes; Pichiales; Pichiaceae.
AUGAACUGGAAACGCAGCUUAUUGACAUUUGCUCUACUUGAUACGGUAAGUGCACUUCAAGGGAUCACAAUGAACAUGUAUCCUCCGGACCCUUGCGGAAGUAUUUGUUUCAAGUACUUCAAGGGGUUCAUUUUGGAUUGUUCGGUCAUUUUAACCGAUGAAGAACUUGCAAUGGCCAAACCAAAAAGUAGUCAUGAUAAGCCCACUAAAGUAAACAAUUCUGUUUCCUGUUUGUCUAAUAAUGAACAUUAUUUAAACAGUGUCGCCUGGUGUUUCGAAACACAGUGUUCAAAUUUCUCGGACGUGUCCCUGGCUGAAGUGAAUAGAGUAUGGAGCAAAAGCUACCCCGUGUCAAACUACUCAUUUGUUGAUGCGUUAGCGAUGGGUAAACCAACGGAAGUGGCAAAUAUGAACUUAAACCCAAAUAUGACAUAUGGAUUAUUAGUCAAUGAAACCGAGUUCUAUAUCUCGUAUAAGAGUGCUGAUGGAAUUUUCCUGGCUGAAAAUACGCAGGCCAAAAUGGCCUUAUCGUUGGUAAUGAUCACUUGGAGUUUGGUUUUAUUCGGCAUGUUUUACAACAUAUCGGAAAAAUUUCAUUUGGGUGAACGGUUGUUACCACGUUCUUUUUUUAUUUUCUUAAGAAAAAACAUAAUUUAUCCUGCUUUAUUCAGAGAAAAAUGUGCUGUGCCAAUUAGUCUGGGUGAAGGGCUACCAAUCGAUUAUGCUCCCCCAAGAAUUGUUUCACUUACGAUUCUACUAUAUUACGCAAUUAAUUUGAUUUUCUGUGCUGUGCCUUACAGUUAUUUCAAUUUAUUUAAUAGGUAUCCACACGAUAGGUUUAGUGUUCUAUGCCUUUAUGUCGGUAAUCGUACUGGAUUUUUGGCAUUUGCAAAUAUGCCAGUUCUAGUCUUAUUUGCGUCCAGAAAUAAUAUUUUCCAAUGGCUCACAGGUUGGUCAUACGCUACUUUUCAACAUUAUCAUAGACACGUUGCGAUUAUUUGUCUUUUAGAGACAAUUGCACAUAGUGUCAUAUAUACUGCAACGUAUGCAAGGCUUCAUAUAUAUUCCAUUGAAGCCGCAAAACCAUAUUUUUGGUGGGGAAUAAUUUCUACCAUUGUUGGUUCUCUUAUUCCGAUAUUUUCCAUUUUGAAGCUAAGAAUUUCAAGAUAUGAGUUUUUUUUGGCUAUCCACUAUGUAAUGGCAAUAUUAUUUUUGGUGACUGCACAUUUGCAUUUGUUGAAAAAAACAGGUUCCAAGUGGGGAUAUCCAGAUUGGCUAUAUUUAUCGUAUGCACUAUGGUUCUUUGAUUUAUUUAUGAGAACACUCAGAAUACUACGGCUAAAGUUUCAAGGAUGCAGAAGUAAGGCUUUGGUUGAAUUGGUUGACAAAGAAUCCAGGACCAUAAAAAUCACUUAUGAUGUUGGCAAUGCAAAGCAGAAUUAUUUGAGCAACUAUUACUAUCUCUAUUUUUUUACUGUUGCGCCAUUCUUCACAAGCCAUCCUUUCACAGCAGCAGAAUGGUCAUCUCAGAACGAUGUUGAAGAAAUAUCUGAUAGUAGUGACGAGAGUGAGAAAUUAGUUGCUAGAGAAACCACUUUUAGUAAUUCUUCGAAAUUAUCAUUCUACGUAAAAUGUAUGAAAGGCACAACAAAUGAAAUAUUCAGGAAACUUGAGAAAAACAACUACAAUCCUCUUGAAAUUUAUUCUCUUCUUGAAGGCCCGUAUGGAUCUUACGAAAGAGAUAUGUACGAUGACUUUGAUUUUGUUAUGAUCCUAACAGGUGGCAUUGGGAACACAAUUGUAUUAAAUCACCUCCGUUACUUCUUAGAUUAUAGAAGCACUAAAAGUAUCCAAAGUAAUAGCAGUGUAAAAAUCCAAGUGUUGCAUGUUGACCGUUUUUCCCAGAGAUUGGCUUACUUAAAAGAAAAGAUUCAAUCACUCAUCACUUUGAAUGUUUCGCAUGAUGUAAAAGUUGAUUUACACAACACAAGUCACCGAGGGCAUGUCAAUAUCAGAGAAUACUUGAAAAAAUACAUUGAACACAUCGAAACAGAAUAUCCGACCGGCAUUAGAAGAGUUGCUGUCAUUUCUUGUGGCCCUGCAAAAUUCAAUGAUGUGUCCAGACAUGCAUGCGUUGAACUUCAAAAGAAAAUAGUCGACAACACAAUCGUCACCUACAUCAGCGAUCCAUUUGAAUGGUGA